Messenger RNA from Arctia plantaginis, 876 nucleotides. The record is from the annotation of a GenBank genome assembly. Lineage: Eukaryota; Metazoa; Arthropoda; Insecta; Lepidoptera; Erebidae.
AUGGUGGUCAAAGUAUAUGUUAGUGGUAUUUCAGGAAACAAAGAGGUAAAGAAGCGACAACAACGUGUUUUGAUGAUAUUAGAUUCCAAAAACAUCAAAUAUGAUGUCAUUGACAUAACGGAACCAGGAAAGGAAACUGAAAAAGACUUCAUGCAAAACAACUCAAAAUCGAACGGCGGCACCGUCAGCGACCCCAACCCUCGGUCGCCGCUCCCGCCGCAGUUGUUUAACGAUGAGGAAUAUUGUGGGGACUAUGAUUUGUUUGAUCUUGCAAAUGAAGUGGACACCUUAGAACAGUUCUUGAAGUUGGAAGUACCUCCCGAAGAGCCUCUACCAAAUGAAAAUGAUAAGGAAAAAACUGUAAAUGGUAAUAUUGAAGAGGAAACCAAUAAAGAAUCUGAAGAAACAUCUGAUGAGAACACUAUUGCAAAAUCUACUGAAGGUGCUGAUGAGUCUGGAGACACAACAGUAACUGAGAAAGAAGGUAGUUUAGCUAAAGAAGAUUCUCCUUUAAAAGAAGCAGUUAGUGCUACAUCUAAAGAAGGUUCACCAGUAAAAGGUGAAACUGGGGAUAAUGCUGAAGACUCAAAAGAGAAGUCCCCCGAAAAAGAAUUACCGGAGAGACAAAAAUCUAUUGAAAAAGAAGGCACACCACAGCCUAAAGCUCAAUCUCCAGAGAAAGAAGUUGAGGAAAUAUUAAUUGAAACUAAAGAGAGUUCUCCUGAGAACGAAGAAGUUAAUGAAAAUGGUACUGUGAGCUCUCGGGAGCAUUCACAGGAAAAAGAUGCAGCUGCAGAUUUAACUAAGGUGGAGAGUAAACAGGAGAACCCCUCAGAUGCUUUAAUCCAGAGUGAACAAGCUGCUGGGGCGGAAUAA